AGGCAAUGUUAGAAAAAGCAGCGUAUAUUUUAUAUGAUACCAACCAGUGAGGAGAAUAAACACUUUUUUCGUGUUCAUUAUUCUCGCAUCACUCAUUCACUGGUUCUUGAGAUAAUGGAGAGCUGAAAUUCCCUCGUCUCUCUGCGAAGAACAAUGUCGCCAUUGUUGAAGCUCUCUCUCUUCCUUUAUGACUCUUUCCGAGUCUCCUUUUGGUUCCUGGUCCAAAGUCUACGGCAAGAACCGAGCGAGUUAUCAUCCGCGACGUCGUUUCCCGAUGGAUCCAAGGAAAUGGCGAUGAAAAUCGACAACGUGGGACAGAUCCUAUACAUUUGGAAGCAGACCAGAAUCAUUGUCCUGAUACCGAUCUUGAAGUGUCUGGCCACGUUGUGUUUCGUCAUGUCCUUGAUGCUGUUCAUAGAAAGGGUUUACAUGAGCGUAGUCGUGGUCAUUGUCAAGCUACUUGGACGAAAUCCAGAGAAGGUUCACAGGUGGGAGGCAUUGAAUGACGAUAUCGAGCUCGGCCACUCCACGUACCCCAUGGUUCUUAUCCAAAUCCCAAUGUACAACGAAAAAGAGGUUUGUCAGCUGUCAAUAGGCGCAGCUUGCAGGCUGUCGUGGCCGUCGGACCGUAUGAUCAUCCAAGUUCUUGACGAUUCCACGGAUCAAGCCAGUAAGGAUCUUGUGAACUUAGAGGUCGGAAAAUGGGCGAAUAAAGGUAUAAGUAUACGGUCUGAGAUCAGAGACAACAGGAAUGGAUACAAGGCAGGAGCCUUGAAAGCGGGGAUGAAGCAUAGCUACGUCAAGCAGUGCGAAUACGUCGUGAUUUUCGACGCUGAUUUCCAGCCCGAGACCGACUUCCUCGCCCGGACCGUCCCCUUUCUUGUCCACAACCCCGAGAUCGCUCUCGUCCAGGCCCGGUGGAAGUUCGUCAAUGCCAAUGAGUGUUUGAUGACAAGAAUGCAAGAGAUGUCUCUCAACUACCAUUUCUUGGCAGAACAAGAAUCUGGUUCUUCAAUCCAUGCCUUUUUCGGAUUCAACGGAACUGCUGGCGUGUGGAGAAUUUCGGCGCUGAACGAGGCCGGGGGAUGGAAAGACCGGACGACGGUCGAGGACAUGGAUUUGGCUGUCAGGGCAUGUCUUCAUGGUUGGAAAUUCGUGUACGUUCAUGACAUUGAGGUGAAAAACGAGUUACCGAGCACAUUCAAAGCUUACCGGUUUCAGCAGCAUCGAUGGUCCUGCGGUCCGGCGAACCUCUUCAAAAAGAUGACGGUGGAAAUCAUUGAAAACAAGAGAGUGUCGUUGUGGAAGAAGCUGUAUUUGAUUUAUAGCUUCUUCUUCGUGAGGAAGAUAAUAGUUCAUACAUUCACAUUCUUCUUCUACUGCGUCAUUUUGCCCACAAGCGUUCUCUUCCCCGAAAUCGAAGUCCCCAAAUGGGCAACGGUCUAUGUCCCUGCUACGAUCACUCUCCUCAAUGCCGCGGCCACGCCUCGGUCACUUCAUCUUCUAGUGUGUUGGAUCUUGUUCGAGAACGUCAUGGCUAUGCAUCGGACCAAGGCAACGUUCAUCGGCUUGUUUGACGCCGGGAGAGUUAACGAAUGGGUCGUCACCGAAAAAUUAGGCGACACGCUCAAGGCGAAGUUAAUCUGUGACGCUUCUCCUACAAAGCGUCGGAGCAGAUUCGGGGAAAGAAUGAAUUGGAGAGAGCUGGUUGCGGGGUUAUAUAUAUUCCUAUGUGGGUGCUACGAUGUUGCGUUCGGGAAGACAUACUUCUAUGUAUAUCUGUUCUUGCAGUCCAUUGCCUUUUUUGUUGCUGGAGUCGGUUAUGUCGGCACCAUUGUUCCUAGUUAGAUUAACUCCUCGGAAAAUAAAACAAUUAAUUUGUUUAGAACUUGAUUGAAGCUCUAGAUUCUAACUGCUGAUAAGGAAAAUCCCUUCCAUAUUUACAGCAA
Messenger RNA from Tarenaya hassleriana, 1949 nucleotides. RefSeq names its product probable mannan synthase 3. Gene Ontology annotation, cellular component: Golgi apparatus. NCBI's taxonomy places the organism in Eukaryota, Viridiplantae, Streptophyta, Magnoliopsida, Brassicales, Cleomaceae. The coding region runs from base 154 to 1848 and encodes 564 amino acids. The transcript is spliced from 10 exons. The record is from RefSeq and is a predicted model, not a curated record. Gene Ontology annotation, molecular function: mannan synthase activity.